Messenger RNA from Suillus plorans, 3060 nucleotides. RefSeq lists its product as uncharacterized. NCBI's taxonomy places the organism in Eukaryota, Fungi, Basidiomycota, Agaricomycetes, Boletales, Suillaceae. The transcript is spliced from 12 exons. Bases 1 to 3060 code for a protein of 1019 amino acids. The record is from RefSeq and is a predicted model, not a curated record.
AUGCCAGCAGCUUCGUGGACUACCAAAGCGCAGUAUACAUGGCUCCAAGAACAAAUGCCAGAGUACAUGCAGCAAAGCACUGGGGACAAGGACUACUCCUGCUUCUGGCCCGGCAUACACAAAUAUUGGUUCAAAACAUGGCCAGAGCGCAAUAUUCUGUUCCCCGACAUCCCUGGUGACGUGUCGCUCACUGUUGAGCAGACGAAACAAGAAGUUAAAGCUGAAGAGCAACGUAAAGUUCAACUGGCAACCUGGUUCCGUUGGCGGGCGGGUUCAUCCAAAAAGAAUCGCGGCUUGAAGAAGGAACAGACUGUCUUUGAUGCCGCCCUGCGACUGAAGACGCGUGCAAAGUCUGUCGAAGAGAUCUAUAUGGGCAUGGUCUACGACGAGCAGAUCAAACCCCUGGUCAAGGCCGAACAAGAAGCGGGCAAUGUGACUACUUCUGGUCACCGCAUGGCAUUGGGUCGAAGGUUCUCCAAGGAGCUCUUAGAAGAUGAGUCGGACGAGGUUAAGAAGGAGGUUAGAAAGAGGUACGACAAGCAGAUAAAAGGUAGCAAGGGAAAGGGUGACAUACUGGAUGACGAAGAUGAUGAUAACGAUGAAAGUGAUCCUGAUGCCAUCGCAAAAGGUAUUGACGAAUUGCCAAUCAUAUGCCAGCGCUUUGCACGCCUUGUCAAAAAACAAACUCAAUUCAUUGUGUCCUUCAUGUGCGCCGGACCUGACCCAAGGCAUAAUCAGAACAUAGUUACUUUAUCGUGCCAUCCAUCAGAAACCUCUGGUGGGCGCAAUUUUGCCCACUUGUACCCUGAUGAGGACUAUGCCUUCCUCGGUGCGUACCAGGAAUUUGCAGAAUCAAUAUUCUCUGCGAAGGAACAUGACCCCUUGCUGCCAGCUACCACGAACGUCGGAGAUGGCAACAGGAGUGAGGAACUCGAAGAGUAUGGUAGCGGCGAAGAGGAUGAAAGUGGCGAAGAGGAUGAAAGCAGAGAGGAGAACGAAGGAGGUACUGAUACCAUGAGCUGGGAUAACCCCGGCCUUUAUACGAUUUUGCAGACACCUGAUGCAUCAACCGGACCUGAUGCAUCAACCGGACCUGAUGCAUCAACGACAACUGAUGCAUCAAUGGCAGGCACCGUGGCGCUGGCACCGGCUGGCUUCACUGAUGCAUCACUUCAGCUUACGGGACCAUUCUACUCUCAGUCCCAAUAUCCUGAUUGGUCACUGGAUUUGCACAGUGUUAUGAUGCCUCAAGCUAGUGCGCCUCUCGGCUCAAUUGAACCAUUCGAGGCCCGAUUUUUACAGCCCGGUCUUAUGGCUACGGGAUAUCUUGGUAGCAGUACCGUGCAGAACACAUCAUUCAGCUCACCAGCUUCUUUGGGAUUCUCGCUUGCUGACACCAUGCACGGGUGGAAUUUCAACAAUGACAAUCUUCAUUCGACAGGGUGGGAGACAUCUAGUCUGUCUUCUUCGUUGACCUCUCCAACCUCCGCUGAGCGCAGUACCACGAGCCCUAGCCUUGACGAGCACCUUCCUCAAUUUACUUAUCAGCUUCCCACCCUUCCAGCUGCCAACCCCCCUUCUCCGACUGAGACCGCACAACCUGCUGAAGUUCCCGAUUCACAGGCUGGUACCGGACGUGCUAAGUCCAAGCGCAAGUCCAAGUCGAAACUUCCUACAACCAAGUCUCUCACAGCACACACCGACAAGCCUCGCUCUGCCGCCAAAUUUAUCACAGACACUCCCACUGUUACGGCCGCACCCACUACAGCAAAACUCACUCCCCUGGUCAAUUCUACUGAGCAUAUCCCUGUGAUCACGCUUGCGAACGCUGCCAAACCCAAGGCCAAACCCAAACCCAAACCCAAACCCAAGGCACAUCCUGUUAGUACCAAGUCUAGUGCAGUAAUGGAGACAACACACGUCGCUGCAGAUGAUGAAGGUAACGCGUUGGGUGAUUCGAUUACUAUCAAUAAUAUCGUGCAAAAAGCUACUGCGAGUCAGAUUGGAGCGGCACGUGUAUCUAGUGCUGCCGUGGUCCAUCCAUGGUUCGGUCCAUGGUUCCAUAUUUUGGACGGACCGAACCGAAAUGAGGUUCGGACGUUCCCGAACCGUUCUGAACCCCGAACCGAAUUGUCCUCGCGAUAUCGGCGAGGCACACCCAUGCUCACUUCGACUUCGACUUCGACUUCGACUUCGACUUCGACUUCGACUUCGACUUCGACUUCUCCCCCCAUGGUCAUGUCGACUUCGGGGAUCCUCAAGAUUCGCAUUGUCUUUGAAUCGGACGCUCGCAUCCCGCACCCCCGGUUGUCAGAAGAUGCUCAAGAUCUACUUUUUGCUUGCCCCCGGUUUCCAGGAGACGCUCGAGAUUUACUGUUUGCUUGUUUCACACAUAAAGGGAGCAAGCCCCACCAGGACGCCAAAGAUAUUGUAUUUUACAAUGACCCUGAUGAUAUUAUCCCACUUGGCACUCCGUCCUCUGCCCAGCCAACACUAUCUACCACUCCCACAGGCUCAGACGCCUUCUCAGUGCUGCUGAAGGCUGGGUGCAAACCAGCACUGGUUACUGCAGGUGCUCGUCGCUCCAUUCGGACAUUCAAGCCUUCUGCUCGCCUCCGCGAUGCCGACAACGCUUGCUCUCACCCAUCAUCCUCAAACAGCUCAACAGCCCGCAAACGUGCAUUAUCUAGUGCGACCGAGCGGCUAGUCAGCAAAAAGGUCGCAUUGCAGCUCUCAGCCCCGUUAUCUGAUGAUGACGACUUUCACGCGGCUGGUGCCGAUACAGAUACUGACACUGAUCCUGGCACUGGCCACACUGGCCACUCUGAGUCAGUCGAAGAUGAGGACGCACCCGAAGAUGACGAUGCGCCGACAGCUGAAGAUGAACCUGACGAUGAACCUCAAGACUCAAACAUCCGAGCCACUCUGUCAAAGAGUGAGCGCACUGCUGAUGUUCGCACUGUCUUCACUCGCAAUGACAAGGAAUGGGGAGCAUAUAGGAAUGGGCACCUUUCUGCAGCAGUAGAGGCUGAGGGCCAUGCAGCUUCGUUGGACAAGUAG